CCUCGCCCCACGGGCUGAGCUUCCACCCAUCUUGGCGAAAACUCCGCGUUUUCCCUUCUGCUCCCUUUUCCCCUUCUUCCUCUCGCACCCUUCCCCUGCUUGAGGUUUUCUCCGCGCACUCGUUCGCACGCAUCCUCCCUUGACCAUGGAUCAUCACUACCAGGGCUUCGAGGACAACGCCGGCGCCGGCUCCGGCCCCGGGGACAACUCCUUCCCCAACGACCCCAACGCCCAGCCUGUCAUCUACAAGCAAUCCGCCGACCACCACCAGGGGCACCACCACCAUGGGGAUGGCGCCGAUGUCGCGGCCUCCUCGCGCGUGUUCGCCGUCGUCCAGCCGGCCCAGACCGACCUGAAGGUUCUCCUGCGCGCGGCCAGCUGGUUCUGCUCGCUGGUGGCCUUCUCCGCUGCCGCGGCUUCCCCCUUCGCCUCGAGCCACCGCGGGUUCUUCAUCUUCACCGGCGUGGUGUCCUGGCUGCUGGACAUGGUUUUCCUCGGGUCCUACUUCCGCCCGGAGCUCGUGGCCCCGCAGGUCCUCUCCCAGAACUGGCCGGUCAUUGAGUUCUUCUCGCUCGCUGUCUUCUCGAUCUUCUGGUUCUUCGGCUUCACCUUCUUCUGCGUCUACGUCAACGCUCUGACUGCCGUCGGUGGCAUUGCCCUGAGCACCCCCCGCGCUGCCGCCGCCUUCGGCUUCUUCUCCAUGAUCCUCAACUUCGGCUCGCUGUUCCUGGCCUUCAGCCGUGCUCGCGGCCUCCUGGCCUCCCUCCUCGGCGGUCUCGGUGGCAACAGCGGUGGCCACCUUGCCUACUCCGAUCUGUAAGCAGAGCAUCCCCACCCUUGUCCUGAGAGCCGUGUGCCACCCUCUCUCUCUCCCCCCCCCUCUCCUUUAUCUUCGCCUUCUGAUGUCCACCCCAGCACACCCUUCCCUCAGCCAUGUGCACAUGUACAUGUGUCUGAGUGCAUGUGUGUAUGCGCCGAUGCGUCAUUUCAGUGUGCCCUCCUGUACACGGUGGCACACCUACACUUUCAUGCAGGAGCACCUUCCCUCUUCCACGCUUGGUGCCUCCCUUGUCGGGUGUGCCAUGCCCCCCCUUCUCCCCCCCCCCCCCCCC
This is a messenger RNA of Fonticula alba, 1112 nucleotides long. RefSeq lists its product as hypothetical. The record is from RefSeq and is a predicted model, not a curated record. The transcript is spliced from 5 exons. Bases 146 to 820 code for a protein of 224 amino acids. NCBI's taxonomy places the organism in Eukaryota, Rotosphaerida, Fonticulaceae. Gene Ontology annotation, cellular component: membrane.